This is a messenger RNA of Elaeis guineensis (African oil palm), 2421 nucleotides long. RefSeq names its product polyamine transporter PUT1. NCBI's taxonomy places the organism in Eukaryota, Viridiplantae, Streptophyta, Magnoliopsida, Arecales, Arecaceae. Gene Ontology annotation, molecular function: transmembrane transporter activity. Gene Ontology annotation, cellular component: membrane. Gene Ontology annotation, biological process: transmembrane transport. The record is from RefSeq and is a predicted model, not a curated record.
UAUUAGCCUGUUAUAGAGCAGUUCGACACUCCCUAGGCUUUUAGGUUCAGCCUCAUGCUAUUCUCGUUGGUCUUUAAGAUAUAUGGUAGCAGAUGUCAGGUUUUCUUAACCACCAAACCAAAAAAGAUUCAAUUUUUUUUUUUUAAAAAAAGAAUAGUUAAAUGCUGGGAUGGUAGUAGAUAGCAUUUUAACCAUUUAUUUCUUUGUUAUACUGUUCUUCACCUGUUCAAGAUAUUUCCUAGCUCAUUGACUCAACAAAUUGAUGCACAGCUUAGAAUUUUUUUUGCGAAAAUUAAAAAAAUGCAUUUCUCAGGAGGCAAUGAAAAAUGUAACUUUUUGGUAGAAAGAUAGCUUUUUAGAAUGGUGGAACAUUUGGGUUGAAGAUAAAAUUUCUCAAAAAAAGCUUGAAGUAUAAUUUUUUUUUCCCGUGCUUUUCUAUUACGUGCCAAAAUUAGAACCUCCAUUCUUCAUUAACUUUUACUUUUCUCGGACAAUUUUCAUUAUAUUUUCUGAAUUAGGGCAGAAAAGUUGGUGUAGUUUCUUUUCUCUCAAGAAAGCCAUCUGAAGACUUCAUAAACAAUGCUUUUACUGGUGAUCAAUCCUCAUUUCUCAUCUGGCAAAGCAAAUUCUUUCUAUUAUCUGAACAAGGAAGCAACAUUGCAAAUACUGAGGCAUCUUCUGCUCCAAUGGGUGAAUAUGGCGGGCGGGAUUACCAUGGCCUCCUUGAAGGAGCUGCAAGAGCAAACAAUCUUCCAAAGGUCUCGAUCAUACCUCUUGUAUUCUUAAUCUUCUAUGAGGUCUCUGGUGGUCCAUUUGGCAUAGAAGACACUGUUCAGGCUGCUGGUCCCCUUCUAGCCAUCCUUGGUUUUCUGGUUUUCCCAUUAAUAUGGAGCAUACCAGAAGCACUGAUCACUGCCGAGAUGGGCACCAUGUUCCCAGAGAAUGGAGGCUAUGUUGUGUGGGUCUCUUCUGCUUUAGGCCCAUACUGGGGUUUCCAGCAGGGCUGGAUGAAAUGGCUCAGUGGUGUAAUAGACAAUGCUCUAUAUCCCGUUCUUUUCUUAGACUAUCUGGAGUCCACAAUCCCAGCUUUAGGGGGAGGCCUCCCAAGGGCUUUUGCAGUGUUAGGCUUGACAGCGUUGCUCACGUUUAUGAACUAUAGAGGCUUGACCAUAGUUGGAUGGGUUGCUGUUUUUCUCGGGGUCUUCUCUAUCCUCCCUUUCAUCAUUAUGGGGCUCAUGGCUAUUCCAAAACUCAGGCCUAAGAGAUGGCUAGUGGUUAACCUGCACAAUGUUGAUUGGAAUUUGUAUUUGAACACACUCUUUUGGAAUCUCAACUACUGGGAUUCAAUCAGUACUUUGGCAGGGGAGGUGGACAAUCCAUCAAAAACAUUACCAAAGGCUCUCCUGUAUGCAUUGAUUUUAGUUGUAGUUGGGUACUUGUAUCCCCUCUUGGCAGGCACAGGAGCUAUUCCACUUGAUAGGGAGUUAUGGACAGAUGGCUAUUUCUCUGAUAUCGCGAAGAUUGUUGGUGGGGUUUGGUUGACAUGGUGGGUGCAGGGGGCGGCAGCAUUGUCCAACAUGGGGAUGUUUGUUGCUGAAAUGAGCAGUGAUUCUUUUCAGCUUCUUGGUAUGGCGGAACGGGGAAUGCUCCCAGAGUUUUUCAGCAAGAGGUCCCCUUAUGGGACUCCUCUCAUUGGGAUCAUGUUCUCUGCUUCUGGUGUCCUUUUGCUGUCUUGGCUGAGCUUUCAAGAGAUUGUUGCUGCUGAAAAUUUUCUUUAUUGCUUUGGAAUGCUAUUAGAGUUUGUGGCAUUCAUAAGGUUAAGGAUAAAGAAUCCGAGGGCAUCUCGACCUUAUAAGGUACCUCUAGGGACAAUUGGUUGCAUCUUGAUGAUCAUUCCUCCUACUCUGUUGAUAUUUGUGGUACUAGUUUUUUCUUCUCUCAAAGUAAUGCUUGUAAGCCUCGCAGCAGUGAUUAUUGGACUUAUUUUGCAACCUUGUCUGCGGUAUGUGGAGAAGAAGCGGUGGUUGAGGUUCUCCAUUAACCCUGACCUUCCUGAUUUUAGAGCCACUGGAAAUGAGAAUGCUGCUGAAUCUCUGAUGGAGUAGUUCAAUUUUUGGUGAGAGUAUUUACACACCUUGUGCAUGGAGUUUGAUGCAUGCUGCUUGAACACUACUUCAUGUUCUACAGAGCUGAAACUAAAUACUUGUCUUGACAAUGGAGAGUGGGGAUCAGGUUUACCCCAGCAUAAUCAUUUAAUGCUAGAUAUCUCUUUAUAUAAUACUACUACCAAAUCACAUGUUACUGUUGAUUUAUAUGCAUGUAAUUUAUGUGAAGCAUGAUAGGAUUCUCAUCAUGUUGACACUGAGAGGAAGAUCUCUCCUUGUUUUCGAGCUGUUUCAUGAUAAAUGUAGUCUUUUAUUG